AUGGCCAAUGUUGCAGUUGAAUUCUAUCAAAAUCAGUUCACUAAUGAAGCGAAUCCUAUAGAUUUUUCCAUGCUGGAGAAUGUACCUACUAUGGUUACUGGGGAACAAUACUUGGAGUUGUGUAGAUUUCCAACACUAGAGGAAGUUAAUGAUGCAGUUUUUAUGCUAAAUGGAGAUAGUGCCAGUGGUCCUUAUGGGAUGAGCAUAUUUGAAAAUAUACUACUCACUCAGGAAAUAGUCACUGACAUAAGAUUGAGAGACAAACCUGCCAAUGUUGUCAUUAAGCUGGAUAUGGAAAAUACAUAUGACAGGAUUUCAUGGAAAUAUAUGUUACAUUUACUAAGAAGAAUGGGAUUUGCAGAAGCCUUCAUUAAUAUGUUGAAUCAGCUCUUUGAAGACAAGUCAUUCAUUGGAUUUGGUAUGUCCAAGUGGUCGUGUCAUUUGAACCACUUGGCAUAUGCUGAUGACACAAUAAUAUUUGCCUCAGCUCAUCCUCCUUCACUGAGUAAGAUCAUUGGAAUACUGGGCAGAUAUGAACAGAUAUCAGGACAACUGAUCAACAAAGCUAAGAUCUCGUAUUACAUGCAUACCAAUAUUACACAUGAUUUGUGCCGUUCAGUAGGUAACAUUACAUAUUUUGCUAGAGGAGAGUUCCCAUUCACAUAUUUAGGGUGUCCAAUCUUCUACACUAUAAGGAGAAAGGAUUACUAUGAUGAUCUUGUAAAGAAAGUAAAGGCUAAAUUGCAUUCUUGGAAAGGAAAACUUCUCUCUUUUGGUGGAAAGGCAACACUAAUUACCAGUGUUUUGCAAAGUAUGCCAGUGCACCUACUAUCAGCGUUGGAUCCACCUAAAAACAUUCUUGUCCACUUGCAUAAAAUCUUUGCACGUUUCUUUUGGAGCAACAAACAGGAAGAUAGGAGCAGACAUUGGGCUUCCUGGAAGAAUCUAUGCCUUCCCAAAUAUGAAUGUGGUUUAGGGUUUAGGUCUCUCCAUGAUGUAUCAAAAGCUUUGUUUGCUAAACUAUGGUGGAGGUUCAGAACUACUAAAUCUUUGUGGACUAACUUCAUGUGUAAUAAGUACUGCAAAAAGGAAAUACCAGCAGUGGUGCAAUUUAGAAGAGGCUCUCAUAUUUGGAGACAAAUGCUGACUGCUAGGGAAUAA
This is a messenger RNA of Nicotiana tabacum (common tobacco), 1161 nucleotides long. The record is from RefSeq and is a predicted model, not a curated record. NCBI's taxonomy places the organism in Eukaryota, Viridiplantae, Streptophyta, Magnoliopsida, Solanales, Solanaceae.